Aplysia californica (California sea hare) is the source of this 1918-nucleotide messenger RNA. Its product is annotated as actin-related protein 2/3 complex subunit 1A. The record is from RefSeq and is a predicted model, not a curated record. Gene Ontology annotation, molecular function: actin filament binding. Lineage: Eukaryota; Metazoa; Mollusca; Gastropoda; Aplysiida; Aplysiidae. The coding region runs from base 191 to 1390 and encodes 399 amino acids. Gene Ontology annotation, cellular component: actin cytoskeleton; Arp2/3 protein complex. Gene Ontology annotation, biological process: Arp2/3 complex-mediated actin nucleation. The transcript has 14 exons.
CUGCUACUUCCGGUUUCCGGUGGGCCGGUCGUUUCUCUCUGAAGUCUUGUGUGCUGUGUGCACUUUUACUUCCUAGUUUAGCUCCUCUUUCAACGAAGAAAUUCGUGUAGACUGACCAGAGUCCGCGAAUUUCUUCCUAAUUCCACUCCCGGGUGUUAUUCUGCUCAUAAAUCUCUGACAAGUAGUAACAAUGUCGGAAAAACACGAAUUUGGAAUUGCUCCAGUGACCUGCCACUCUUUCAAUAAAGAACGCACUGGUCUUGUCCUGUCCUUGAAUGAUUCAAAUGUGAAAAUCUACAAGAAGUCCGGGGCUAAGUGGCAGGAGACUGAUACUCUCAGUGAGCACGGGCAACGGGUCACUGGCAUUGACUGGGCGCCAAACAGUAACCGCAUUGUGACUUGCUCAGCUGAUCGUAAUGCCUUUGUUUGGAUGUUAGAAGGGAACAAGUGGAAGCAAGUUUUGGUGAUUCCUCGUAUCAACCGAGCUGCUACAUGUGUGAAGUGGUCUCCUAAAGAGAACAAAUUUGCAGUUGGGAGUGGAUCUCGUCUGAUUGCUAUUUGCUAUUAUGAUGUUGAAAAUGACUGGUGGGUCAGCCGUCACAUCAAGAAGCCAAUUCGCUCCACUGUUACAUGCUUGGACUGGCAUCCCAACAAUGUUCUCCUGGCUGCUGGGUCUACAGACUUUAAGUGCAGAGUCUUUUCUGGCUACCAGAAAGAAGUGGAUGAAAAGCCAGGCCCUUGCUCGUGGGGUACAAAAAUGCCAUUUGGAGCUCUGAUGGCAGAGUUCAGCAAUGGAGGAGGUGGUUGGGUCCACUCUGUGUCUUUCUCCCCCAGUGGAGAUCGUGUGGCCUGGGUGGGUCAUGAUGCUAGUGUGUCUAUUGUUGAUGCCACCAAAGGAAAUGAACUGCAGGUGAUCAAGGGCGCAUUUCUGCCUUUCAUGAGCAUUUCUUGGAUCACUGAGAACAGUGUUGUGGCUGCUGGCUAUGACUGCAAUCCAAUGUUGUUCUCUUUCAAUGGUGGGAAAAUCACCUUGGUUGGGAAGCUUGAUCAACCUCAGGAGAAGGAGUCCAGCACUAUGAGGUUACCAAGUGUAAGUGAUGCGGGUAAUGAGAACGGCACCCAGAAUUCAGAUGCGGAAGAUGAAGAGAGCGAAAUAGAUGUGAUUGCAAGUGCCAUGAAUCGCUUCAAGAACCUGGAUAAGAAAGCCACUGCAAGUGAUACAGCCACUGACCUGAAGACCCAGCAUCAGAACACAAUCACCCAAGUGUCUAUCCACACUGGCAGCAAGUCUGAUGCCAGCAAGAUUGUCACCACUGGGGUUGAUGGUGCCCUCAUUCUUUGGGAUCUCAGGUCUCUGGAGAAGAGCAUUCAAGGCCUUCGCAUUUCCUAAGUGGAUAGGACAAAGUGACAUCUGAUGUGAUCAGAGAUGUUUUGCCUUGCACAGAAUGUGGAUGCGAUUUGUCAUUUCUUUCUUUUACAGUACCCUCUUAUUAAUAAAGGCUCUUUUAUUCUUUCUGCCAAAUUGAUCAUUGUUUUUACCUGUUUGUACUGGAUUGAAUGAAAUAUUUCAAACUUGUCCAAUUGAAUUUCAGUGAUCGUAAUUAUUGUAGGUGAGGUGUAAUUUCUUUAUGCAGAAAGAGAAAUGAUGUUACAUUGUUUUGCUCUUUCUAUUUUUUAGUUACAUGCUAUUGUUUGUCGUCUCUUGAGUGGAAGAAAAUUGUUAGAUAUAUGAACUGAUGAAGAGGUCAGGGGUUUUUUCUUAUAUUUAUCAAUCACUGAGAUACAGUGAUGAUUUCUUAUUCACCAAAAUAUUCCAGUGUUGAUAAAAUUGCUAUUAUGUUCACUCAUAUGUUGAAUUACAUUGCAUAAAAGUAUUUCAAUAAUAUUAAAGAAGUGAAAGACCAUUCAUUCACCUUCA